Molecule: messenger RNA, 1698 nt
Organism: Candidozyma pseudohaemuli
Lineage: Eukaryota; Fungi; Ascomycota; Pichiomycetes; Serinales; Metschnikowiaceae
Exons: 1
Coding region: 1-1698 (565 amino acids)
Source: RefSeq, a predicted model, not a curated record
AUGACACUGAACAAGUCUACCAACUACUUCUACAUCAUGCUAGGCCUUCGAGGAUGCCACGGGAUAUACCGUCAAGGCACUCUUCGGCAUACCAGACGAAUUGCAUUCAGUCGAUCGUUCCAAAGAACCUAUGCUACUGGUAGCAAGGCCAAAACACCCAAAGCAUUCAAGAUCAUAGCUGCAGCCACUGGAGCAUCUGUGCUUGUUUACGGCAUUGACGAGUACUUUUACCUGUCACUUUUGCAACGUUCUGCUCGUGCAGUUUACGUGCUUUUAUGGAUUGCUUACCAAUACGGAGUCAAUGCAAAGAAGUACGACAAGAUAGACGAUCUCCACGAGAAGGCAUCUGAGAAGCUUCUCCAGAUGCUCUCGGCCAACAAGGGCCUUUACAUCAAGCUUGGUCAGGCAAUUGCCAACAACGGAACUGUGUUCCCAUUGGCAUACCAAAAGCGUUUCAUCAAUUUGUACGAUGCUGCUCCUGAGGACCCUUGGGCGGAGAUAGACAGAACGCUCAGACGGCAACUUGGUGAGAAUUACGAAAAGGACAUCUUCGAGCAGUUCGAUCGUAAGCCAAUGGCCUCGGCAUCGAUUGCCCAGGUACAUAAAGCAAAGUUGAAGAAAGAACAGCAGGAAGUGGCCGUGAAGGUCCAGCAUCCUUACAUCGCCAAGCAGAUCAACGUUGAUUUGGCCAUUUACAGAGCAAUGUCGUGGGUGUAUUCCAAGAUUUUUGAUCUUCCGUUGACAUUCUUCACCCAGUAUGUUUCGGACCAAUUGGUGAAGGAGUCUGACUUUAGGCAUGAGUCAGCAAACGCUGCAAAGCUCUCAGGCCUUCUAGCACACGACCCAGCAAUGGAUUCGUUGAAUAUCUAUAUUCCAAAAAACUACGAUGACUACACUAGAGGGCUGAUUCUCGUCACGGAAUGGAUAGAUGGUAUCUCUCUCGCUGACAAGCAGAAGUUGAUAGAUGCGAAACUCGACAUCACCACUAUGAUGAAGCAGUAUGUUCAAGUCUUUGGAAGACAGGUGUUCAACUACGGAUUCUGCCAUUCGGAUCCUCAUCCUGGUAAUCUCAUGGCCAGAAUACAUAAUGGGAAGCAAGAGUUAGUCAUCUUGGACCAUGGAUUGUACGUUUCGCUCCCGGACAAAUUUAGAAAAGAGUAUUGCACCAUAUGGGAGAGCUUAUUUCUUUAUGAUAAGAAAAAGAUGGAGGAGAUAGCACAUUCGUGGGGCAUUGGCGACCCACAGAUCUUGACGACCAUGGUCCAGCUCAAGCCGCCUCCUAAGGAUUUCAUCGCAAGAAAUACGAGCUCGUACGAUCUUAUCAAAAGCUUUCUUGGAGAUGAGACGAAGUUCCCAUUACAGAUGCUAUUCCUUCUGCGUUCAAUGAGAAUGAUGCAAAACUUGAACCAGACUAUGGGAAGUCCAGUUAACAGAAUCAAUCUAUUCACGAAUUGCGCAUUGCAAACUCUUGCAGAGGAGAGAACGUUCUCCCUUCGUCACCCCGGUCCAUGGAUUCAGUUGUUGAAGGUGAAGAUUUCGCUCUUCCUUAGUGAUGUCAUAUUUUGGCUCUUCAGAAUCAGGCAAUUCGUGACUGGUGACCGGUAUGGUGGCAGGGGCGAAGGUAUUGAGGACUACAUUGACCAGUACAUGCGGGAUACCGCCAAGCUAAUGGGAAUAGAGAUAGCUGAAGGGGCAUAG